Heteronotia binoei (common prickly gecko) is the source of this 1436-nucleotide messenger RNA. It is a transcript of the gene CIMIP6, whose product is annotated as chromosome 1 C2orf73 homolog. The transcript has 5 exons. Lineage: Eukaryota; Metazoa; Chordata; Lepidosauria; Squamata; Gekkonidae. Bases 70 to 1098 code for a protein of 342 amino acids. The record is from RefSeq and is a predicted model, not a curated record.
CGCCCUCCCACGUUCUCGCCCCUCCUCUUUGCCUUGCACGCCACGCCGUCGCCUAGCAACCGUUCUACAAUGGAGUGCGGCUCUGUCUGCCUUGUGGCGGCUGAAGGUGCGCACUGCCGCCGUUUUGCUCCCUUGGGCACCGCUACGUACCUGUCUAUGGAGCGGCGGCAAAGAAUGGCUCCGCGCCAGCUUGUAGACACCUUCAGAAUAUUUAACCUUGAGCUCCCAGAAAGGAAUAACAUCUUAGAGAAGUUUCAAGGGGAGUACACUCCAAGGAAACAGGAUCAACACCCUCCACUUGAGUGGCGCAAUACCCCUCAACCACAUCAUAUUAAGUUCAUCAAGACCAAUGCCAGGUUUUUAAAUAAACCAAUCUGUUAUGUGGACACAGAAGACACAAAAGACAAAGAGGACCACUGGUGGCCACGUAGUGAACCUUUAGUGCAUCGUCCUAAACCAUCUUAUGACAAGCAAAGCACUCAAAGAAAUGAUUUCCAGAAGCCAAGCUGUGAAUGGUCUUGGCCUAUUAAGUACAGCAGUGUGCAGUUACCUUCACAUGGAAUAGUUCCACUUGCAUCUCCUCAAACACCAAACAGACUUCCAAGGAUUUUCCAAGAGGAGAUCUCUUUCAAACAUCACUAUAAUGCCAGAGUAACUCCCUGUAUCCCCUACCAAGGGAAGAGACAGGGUGCUUUUGUGUGGCGAGAGAUAAAGCCAGCAAGGGGGGUGCUAGUUCCUGAGGGAGCCACAGCACUGACAAGUACGCAAGGGUCAGAACCCUUGGAACAGCCACAAGCAGAGAAAGGAAACUGUAUGACCUCACCCUGCCUGUGCUUGCCGGAUUCCCAGGAGACACUAGUUUCUGACACUGGCUUAUCAAAAACAGACAUCAAUGUGGAAACCAAGGCAGACCUCAGCGCCUCUGAGAAGAGAAAGAAGAGUGGAGGGAUUUCUCAGAAAGACAAAGUGGAUCUUGGCUGUCCAGCCAGAGAGGCACCUUCCUGUCCAGUGAGAGAGGCUUCCCUCCAUAAAAAGCAAGACUGCUUACCUCCUCUGCCUAAAGCAGAACAAUGUCCAGUAGAAAUUCAGAUGGCCUAGAAGGGCUGUCCAAGUGAGGGGGAGUUGGCCUGGUGCAAUGUCAGUAAUGCCAAACACUAACUGACACCAGCAAAUUGUCCAAGGCAAGACACUCAUUCUGCCUUUACAUAACAACAGCUGCAGCGUACUUUGAUGCCUCCAGAAAAUGAGAGGCUCAUAAAAACUAUGAAUCUUUUAUUUUCUUUUUUGUCCAGUGCUGCAAUUGAAUUUUUCACUCAUGUGCCUAUUUAAAAUUAUCCGGGUUGCUUGUUUGCAAGGAAGACGAGUGUUCUGUUCAGCAUAGACUGAUUGUUAAACAUUCAUCUCAAGAAUUAAAGUAAACAUUUUAUUUUCCUGUU